Molecule: messenger RNA, 6006 nt
Organism: Polyodon spathula (Mississippi paddlefish)
Lineage: Eukaryota; Metazoa; Chordata; Actinopteri; Acipenseriformes; Polyodontidae
Gene: dyrk1aa
Product: dual-specificity tyrosine-(Y)-phosphorylation regulated kinase 1A, a
Exons: 14
Coding region: 940-3213 (757 amino acids)
Biological process (GO): peptidyl-threonine phosphorylation; protein autophosphorylation; peptidyl-serine phosphorylation
Cellular component (GO): nucleus
Molecular function (GO): protein serine/threonine kinase activity; protein serine/threonine/tyrosine kinase activity; transcription coactivator activity
Source: RefSeq, a predicted model, not a curated record
GUUGCUUUUUUUUUUUUUCAAAUAAUUUCUCUUCCCGCCAGAAUAAUAAAUUUGUUUAAAAAAAAUAACCCUUAUUAAAAAAAUAAAUAAAUAAUGAGUCGUCGGAAUUAGAUUCGGAAAAUUCGGAAGAAUAGAGUUUAGCGAAAGAUAAUUACACACACACACACACACAUAUAUAUAGUAUAUGUUUUAGGCAGCGCCGAGCAUAGCGGUUGUCCGUCUCUCUCUAUGAUCUGCCGGGCCGGUUCGCUGCGCAGGUUUGGAACGCGCGCCAUUUUGUGAAAUUUACAAAAAAAAAAAAAAAAAAAAAAAAAAAAAAAAAAGAAAAAACUUGCCAAGAAAACAAGGCUUUUAACGACAGGAACAGCGUUUUAUUCUUUAAAUUUGGAUAACAACAUAUUGAUACAGACAGCACUCAUCGACAGAAAGGAUUUUAUCCCGUGAUAAAUGAAUGUACGUUUUCCCAGUGUCUUACCGAAUAAGUUUGUGUUUAGUUGUGGAGAGGCGCUAUUGAUUUGGAAAUUGAAUUGACACGGAGUCCGGAGGAGUGAGGAUUGUUGCGGUUUGGAAACUGGGGGCUUGUUGGAGGAGAGGAGAAGCUGGAUCUUUUACUUGAUUCCACGGACUCGGAGGCCUUUUUGGAAGAUCCGAUAUUACGAGUAAAAGGGAAACAUUCACAUAGAGGCUUCAAGUAACAUGCAAAGCACAUGUGGAUGGUAUGCCAGAGUAAACCAACUCAAACUAGGAGGAGCUUGGAUCAAACCCAACUUUUCACUUGACCUUCCCAAAUGAUUCUGCUGGCUAAUGACAAAAUAAAACAUCAAGCUGUGAGAGCAAAAGGGGCAUUAUCUCCUGAAAAACACUUUCAAGUUGGCCUAGUGGGCUGUGGUUUGCUGCUGGACUCUCCUCCCAGGAUGAUAUGAGACUUAACAGAAGACGAUGCAUACAGGAGGAGAGACUUCAGCAUGCAAACCUUCAUCUGUUCGGCUUGCACCCUCUUUUUCUUUCCAUGCUGCUGGCGCUCAGAUGGCAGCACAGAUGCCUCAUUCGCACCAGCAGUACAGUGACCGUCACCAGCAGGGUGCUGACCAGUCAAUCACUGCGUCAUCGUACAGUGACCAGGUUCAGCAGCCUGUUGCCAACCAGAGACGGAUGCCCCAAACCUUUCGUGAUCCUGUUGCUGCUCCCCUGAGGAAACUCUCUAUUGACCUGAUCAAAACAUACAAACACAUAAAUGAGGUUUACUAUGCAAAAAAGAAAAGAAGACACCAACAAGGCCAGGGCGACGACUCAAGUCACAAGAAAGAACGGAAGGUUUACAAUGAUGGGUACGAUGACGACAAUUAUGAUUACAUUGUGAAAAAUGGAGAGAAAUGGAUGGAUCGCUAUGAAAUCGACUCCUUAAUAGGCAAAGGGUCAUUUGGACAGGUUGUAAAGGCAUAUGACCGUGUUGAGCAGGAGUGGGUGGCAAUUAAGAUCAUCAAGAACAAGAAGGCUUUCUUGAAUCAAGCCCAGAUUGAAGUGCGGCUCCUUGAGCUCAUGAACAAACAUGACACUGAGAUGAAGUACUAUAUAGUUCAUCUUAAGCGUCACUUUAUGUUCCGGAACCACCUCUGCCUAGUUUUUGAAAUGCUGUCGUACAACCUCUACGACUUGCUGCGCAACACAAAUUUCCGUGGUGUGUCUCUGAACUUGACCCGCAAGUUCGCUCAGCAGAUGUGCACAGCAUUGCUGUUCCUCGCUACCCCAGAGCUCAGCAUUAUCCACUGUGACUUAAAACCUGAGAACAUCCUCCUAUGUAACCCGAAGCGAAGCGCCAUCAAAAUCGUUGACUUUGGCAGUUCCUGUCAAUUGGGACAGAGGAUAUACCAAUACAUUCAGAGUCGUUUUUACCGGUCACCAGAGGUGCUACUGGGAAUGCCUUAUGACCUUGCUAUUGACAUGUGGUCUCUCGGCUGUAUUCUAGUGGAGAUGCAUACUGGAGAGCCACUCUUCAGUGGGGCAAAUGAGGUGGAUCAGAUGAACAAAAUUGUAGAAGUUCUAGGUGUCCCACCUAAUCACAUACUGGACCAAGCACCAAAAGCAAGAAAGUUCUUUGAGAAGUUGUCUGAUGCCACAUGGGGUGUAAAAAAGACCAAAGAUGGAAAGAGGUAUAAGCCCCAAGGUUCCCGUAAACUCCACAUUAUCCUUGGUGUUGAAGCUGGAGGCCCUGGAGGCCGGCGCGCUGGGGAAUCUGGACACGCUGUAGCCGACUACUUAAAGUUUAAGGACCUAAUUUUGAGAAUGCUAGAUUACGAUCCCAAGACCCGGAUUCAACCGUACUACGCCCUGCAGCACAGCUUCUUCAAGAAAACUGCAGACGAAGGAACGAACACAAGCAACAGUGUAUCAACAAGUCCUGCCCUGGAGCAAUCGCAGUCUUCAGGAACCACCUCGAGCACGUCUUCAAGCUCAGGAGGCUCCACUGGAACAAGUAACAGUGGAAGAGCAAGAUCAGACCCAACCCAUCCACAUCGGCAUAGUGGGGGGCAGUUUACUGCUGCUGUCCAGGCCAUGGACUGUGAGGCCCAUUGCCCGCAGGUGCGACAGCCAUAUCCUCCUCCUGUAGUGUGGACUGGUGGAGAUGUUCCUCAGCAGGUCACCGUGGAAACCCACCCAGUCCAGGAGACCACCUUCCUCGUAGCUCCACAGCAGCCAAACGCAUUACAUCAACCCCACAGCAUCAACAGCAGCGCCCAUCACCACCAUCACCAUCACCAACAUCACCAUCAUGGACAACAGGCCGCAGGCAACCGGAACAGACCCAGGAUUUAUAACUCUCCAACAAACAGCGCGUCCACCCAGGAUUCAAUGGAGGUGGUCCACAGUCACCACUCCCUGACCUCCCUGUCUUCCUCAGCCUCCGCCUCCUCUUCCUCCACAUCUUCCUCUUCUACUGGUAACCAAGGCAACCAGGCUUAUCAGAACCGCCCAGUUGCUGCCAAUGCCUUGGACUUUGGCCAAAACGGCACAGUGGACAUGAAUUUGGCCGUCUUUUCAAAUCCCCGCCAAGAGACUGGCAUAACUGGACAUGCAAAUUACCAGAUCGCGGCAAACACAGGCGCGGCUCACUACAUGGCAGAGGGACAUCUGGCCAUGCGGCAAGGAAUUGACCGGGAGGAAUCUCCUAUGGCAGGAGUGUGUGUCCAGCAGAGUUCUGUGGCUAGUUCGUGACUAAAAUGAGAGUGGGUUUGUUUUUUCUGUGUGUAUUUAAGGUGGUGUUUUUCAAAAAUGAAGUGCAUAGAGAUCAAAAGCUGCUUAACUCAGUUGAGAUUAUCACUGAACCGCUAACACAGUGCAGAGUCGAUCUUUUUGUUUGGUUGUUUAAGUUAAACAAAAUAGCUGAAGGACUGCAAAGUAUAAGUAAGUACAGCAAGAGCUAUGCCCAACCCUACUUUAACCCUUUCACAUACUAGUUUGUUUGCAGGUGUUGCAUUGCCAUGGGUUCUGAGCUAUGUGUACAAUGAACCUUUGUAUAAUUAACAAGGAUUCAAUGCGGAAACUAGUUUUGUGCUGGUGGUCAUUUGCAAGCAAAUGCAGCUGCAUAUGAAUAAUUCAAACACUUAAACAGUUAAAUCUGGCAUAAUAUUAGAAUUGCUGUUUUUUAUUUAUUUUAGUCACUUUUUUUAUUUUCUUUUUUUCCCCUGUGUGUUGUGCAGUCGUCGUCCCCCCCCAAAAAAAACAUGUAGUACUGUGAGGAAGAGGCACUUGCAUCAGCAUAGAGGUGCAGAUGGGCAUGUUUUGGUAGGCACAAUCAGGCAUGUCAUGUGGCAGUCGUUGGAAUUAUCCUCGUGUGCUCACUUGGAGGUGGUGUUAAAUGCAGCGGUUACAGUAUACAUCAGUCCCUAGAUUCAGGGACCCAGUUCAGCUAAUGCUAGGACUUCACAGGUCAAAAUCGAUGAGAUGCACUGAGAAGCAAUCACCAGGUCCUUUUUGGCCGAACCUAGGGAUGUCUGGGUGGCAGCAGUCCCCUUGGACUUUGAAUUUGGACUCUGAAUGGAAGAAGCUGGACAUUAUCAUUUAAAUAAAAUAGCUUUUGUGUAUUUUUGAACUCUAGACAGCCCUUAAUUCUUAAAAGAACUGGUAAUUUAAGAGGCCUUUCUUUUAACUAAAGUUUAAGACUUGGGUGACCCUGUGACUGCAGGGUGAUCUUGUACGUCCACACAUUUGUCCUAAAGUUGACUUCCUAAUAUAACUGAAGGUUGCAGAAGUAGUGGUAUGAGAGUGAUGGAGAAAGCUAUGACUGUGUCCCUUCCUGCUUUUUACUUGCUUUUUAUUUCUUUGCUUUGUUUUUUGGUUCUUCAGCAUGUGGUUCCUCCACCAUAACUUCUGCACAUACAUCUUCUGUUCAUUCUGAACAUUAAAAAAAAAAAAAAUGCAGAAUUUUAUGUGACUGCUUUUUUUUUUUUUGCCUCACAAUUAUGCUGUGAAUUUUACAAGAAUUUAUUUUCCUUUUUGAUAAUUUAUUGUACCAAAGCUGUUUUUUUUUAUAGCACAUAAGAUGUCUGUAACCAAUAAUGUAGCAGUUCUGCACUUUGACACAAAGUGUAUCUACUAGACCUUUUUUAAAUGUCAGUAAAACAAUGGCUGUAUCUAUUGCUUUAGCAAAACUGGAACUGUUGUUGAACUCAGUACAUUCACUGUUAGCUGUAUCCUGGAUGGAAGUGUUUAAAAAAACAAAAAACAAAAAAAAAUGAUUUCAAAUGACUAUCCUGUUCACCUUCCUUCUUUCCUUUCUUUUUUUCUUCCUUACUCGAGGGGACAUUAAUUGCAGAUCUUGUUAGUUACUCUGCAGGUUCCGGAGUACCAGGACAAUGAAUGAGGAUUCAAGGCAAGACUUUGUUUGCAUGAGGUACAGGUGGAAGAGAAUGAUAUCAACAAUGGUGCAUUAAAACUGCUUUUUAAUCUGAGGCUUAUGAUGGCAAAACAUCUGCCUUAGUGAAUGGGUCUGCUGCCUUAAUUGCACACAAGGUCAAUUUUCAGUGGCUAGUGGUACCUUCUGUUGCUCAUAACAAGCAGUGGAAUCCAGUAUUAAAGGUACUGUAUGCGGCUUGUAAAAUAAAAAGGGGGUGGGAAAAAUCUUGAAUUUUACAAUAGAUAUAUAUCAAAAAGCAUUAAACUCUAAAAAUGCAUUUUUAGCACCAUUGAUGAGAAGAAUAGCUGCUGUCUGAAAACGACUAUUCAAAAAUUUCAGUCAUAUGAAACAGGAAUUGGCUGUGCAAAUUUGGUGGGCCAAUUUGACGAAACAAAGUUAACAGAGAAGCAGGUAAUGGUUUUUCCCCUUUUUAUGGUUUAAAGACAAUCUCUUAAUUUUUAAUAGUGUUGAACUGUAUUUUGAUUCAGAAUUGGAAGUUACCUGUGAUUGCAGUAAAUGAUUAAGUACUUCCAGAACUUGCCAGUUGGCUAUGCCAGUAAAAGGCAGUGGUGAUGGAUGCUUUAUCUUGUAAGUAUUUUAGGCUAGACAGUUUCCUGUUUCUUGUUAAAAGCAGGUACUAGUGGCUUUUUAAAAAUGUCAUAUAAGCUGUAAACAGGAAACCUUUUAACAAAUAUAACUGGCACAAGUUUUUAUAGCGUGUCUAUUUUAUGUCUGGCUUCUUUAAUUGUGUUAGGCUCACACAAACAUAAACACAUAGAAAACAAAUCGAAUUUGUACACCAUUAAACUCUUCAACGGCCAAUAUGACUUCAGGCUCCUCCCUUUCUCAUUUCUUUUUUCUCGUUCCUUUCUUACCUUUUAUUCUUUUUGAAUUCCAAUCCAGUUUUGAGUGAUUGACUACACUGUUUGGUUACAGGACUUCUGACUUGUGCACUGUAAACAUGAACAGCAUGGAAAAGGAUAAGUACCUGUGUCCACAGAUUUGUAAGAGCUAGUCAAGACUUGCUGUGUAUAUUAUAAUGUUACAAAAAAAAUUGGACAACCCCUUUGUAUUAUAUUCAAGCGGUCUUCUGUAUGAUAAAAAAAAAAGUU